This is a messenger RNA of Thlaspi arvense, 483 nucleotides long. The record is from the annotation of a GenBank genome assembly. Lineage: Eukaryota; Viridiplantae; Streptophyta; Magnoliopsida; Brassicales; Brassicaceae.
AUGUCGAAGAAGAAUAUUGUUUUAAAAAGCUCAGAUGCCAUGAUCUUUGAGGUUGAAGAAGUGGUGGCCCUACAGUCGGAGACCAUAGCCUACAUGAUUGAAGAAGACUGUGCCAGUAACACAAUCCCUCUUGCCAACGUUACAGGCAAUAUCCUCGCUUUGGUGAUCGAGUAUUGGAAGAAACAUGUCAUCAUCGCCGAUGGUGAUGGUGGUGGUUCGUCUUCUUCCUCCCAGGAGGAUCUCAAGAGUUGGGAUGCUCAGUUUAUGAAUGAUCUCGACGAGCAAAAGAUUUUUAAUCUUAUGUUGGCUGCUCAUUUCCUCAACAUCAAAACCCUUGUUGAUCUCACUUGUCAGUUUGUCGUUGAUACGAUGAUCAAAUGUAAAACUGUUGAGGAGAUUCGUAGGAAUUUAAACAUCGAGAAAGACUACACAUCCGAGGAAGAAGCAGAGCUUCGCCGAGAAAACGAAUGGGCUUUUAAAUGA